Molecule: messenger RNA, 3483 nt
Organism: Aspergillus udagawae
Lineage: Eukaryota; Fungi; Ascomycota; Eurotiomycetes; Eurotiales; Aspergillaceae
Product: cytoskeletal protein-binding protein SLA1
Exons: 4
Coding region: 1-3483 (1160 amino acids)
Molecular function (GO): protein-macromolecule adaptor activity; cytoskeletal protein binding; ubiquitin binding
Source: RefSeq, a predicted model, not a curated record
AUGGGGUUCCUCGGGGUAUACAAAGCGGUCUACGACUAUCAGCCCCAAGGCGAAGGCGAACUAGAACUUCGCGAGGGUGAUUUGCUUUACUUACUCGAGAAAAGCGUCGAAGACGAUUGGUGGAAAGCGAAGAAGAAGGCCGAACGGGAUGACGAGGAUGAACCGGAGGGUCUUGUACCGAAUAACUAUGUCGAGGAGGCCCCCGCGAUCAGCCAUGCAAAGGCAUUGUACGACUAUACGCGCCAGACCGACGAAGAAGUCUCAUUCUCUGAGGAUGCGGAACUCAUGGUGUACGAUAUUUCCGAUCCAGAUUGGACAUUAGUUGGUGUCAAUGGGGAUUUCGGCUUCGCCCCUGCAAACUACAUUGAGAUUCAGGAGGACGCUACUCCCGCCGCUGCCACUGCCCCGCCUUCUCUCCCUUCUCCUGCUCCUGUCGAGCCGUCCGCUCCGGCCCUUCCGCAACGCCCGGUCGAGGUACCGGCGGAGGAACCGGUCGCGCCCGCGUCUACUAGCUCCCCGAUUGACACGAUACAGAACCCAGCGGCAGCAGCAAUAGCGAAUAUCAUUCAUCAACAACAUGCAUCACCCGUGGAAUCCGAACCCUCCAGGGAUAUCCCGCCGCCGCAGCCCCAGCGACCCUCUUAUCGACCAGAGGACAGUUAUCAGAGGGAACCCUCGCCGCCGCCUCCAGUGUUACCGCAGCGGCCUCCAUCGCAACAGCUCUCUCCUCCAGUGGAGCGGUACUCUCCGCCGGAAUCCUCUCCUCCACGCCCACAGUAUGCCGCGGUGAGGGAGCGGGAUACCCAGGGCCAUGUGAAAGAGUCUCCCCCAUAUAAUCGAAUCGGACAGUCAACGCCUCGUUCCCCUUCUGGCUAUCAUCUGUACAAUAUCAAUGAAAUGGUUGAAGUUAUGGGUAAGAGGAAGAAGAUGCCAACGACAUUGGGAAUCAACAUCGCGACAGGAACGAUUUUUAUCUCACCAGAAGGGGACGGCGACAUGCAAGAAUGGACUGCGGAUAGACUCACCCAUUACUCUAUUGAAGGCAAACAUGUCUUCCUCGACCUGGUUCGCCCCAGCAAAAGUAUCGAUUUUCAUGCUGGUGCCAAGGACACCGCUCGAGAGAUUGUUUCCGCACUCGGUGAGAUCUCUGGAGCCUACCGUGCCGAGGGCUUGAAGGAAGUCAUUGCAGCAGGUGCAGGUGGCGGGGGCAAGAAGAAGGGUCAAAUUCUGUAUGAUUUCAUGGCGCAGGGAGAUGACGAGGUUACUGUGGCUGCCGGCGAUGAGGUCGUCGUUCUGGACGACACCAAAUCUGAGGAAUGGUGGAUGGUGCGACGCAUGAAGAAUGGCAAAGAGGGUGUGGUACCAAGCAGCUACAUCGAAAUCACCGGCUUUGUUUCCAGUCAACCCACUGGCGUCGAGUCGGGCCUAUCAACGGUAGAAAGGAAUCGGCUCGAAGAGACGCGCCUGGCCAAGGAAGCGAUGCGGAAAUCGAGGACUGACUCGAUAGAUUCACGGACCUCUGAGGUAAGCUGCACUGUUAAACCACCCUACCAAACAACGGUGACUCUGGUAAGAGAGGAUACUGAGAGUUUCGAGCAGCACAAAAAACGCGACAGCAAGAGCUCCAAUAAGCCGAAACCGGAUCCCACCAAGACAAGGCAGUGGACAGAUCGUACCAAGUCUUUCACGGUUGAAGCGCAAUUUAUCGGCUUGCAAGACGGGAAGAUUCACCUCCAUAAGACCAACGGAGUCAAGAUUGCUGUCCCCAUCCCCAAGAUGUCUAUUGAGGACCUCGAAUACGUGGAAAAACUUACGGGCGUGUCUUUGGACGAAGACAAGCCUCUAUCUGAUAUUCGCCGCCGAGCUCAAAAAUCCGAGUCGAAAUCCGAGGCCAGUCGCCCCGGUGCGUCAGUUGGGCCCGAGUACGAUUGGUUUGAUUUCUUCCUAAAAGCUGGAGUCGGACCUCAUCAAUGCGAGCGGUAUGCUCAGAACUUUAUCAAAGACUCCAUGGAUGAAGCGAUUCUACCGGACAUUACCUCUGAGACUCUGCGUACCCUUGGAUUGAAGGAGGGUGAUAUUCUGCGGGUUAUGCGGCAUCUGGACAAUAUGUUCGGCAGAACUGGGUCCAAGUCCAAGCUGCGCAAUGUCAGCUUCGGCGGAGAAGAGGUCAUCAGCAAUGGGGAGGCUGGCUCUCCCGGCGGUCUUUUCUCCGGCCCAGGAGGGGUUCUACGCAACAACACCCGCAAGGGCAGGCCGGCACCCACGGUCCUGGCCGGUGAUGUGGUCGAUCCGAAGGCCUUCGAGCAGAAGGAGGACGCACCCAAACCUCAGGAACGCACCGAAACACCACCCGCUCCUGCUGCAGUUGAGAAGCCAGUACAGCGUGGCUUCGAUGACGAUGCUUGGGAGGUGAAGCAACCUAAACAGGCCGCGUCUUCGGCGCCACCUCCCUCAUCCCCACCUCCGGCCACAGCACCGCCCGCUACAACCCAAGCUCCAGUGCAAAAGCAACUUACUGGGGCAAUGGCUGACCUAUCUCUACUGCAAGCGCCUCUCCAGCCCACUCCUGCACAGCCGGCGCCCGCGCCUACUCCUCAGGCCUCUCAAGCUCCGUCAGCCCCCGCUGCUAUCCAGCCACAGCCGACUGCAGUGCCUACGCCCCAGCUGCAGCCGCAACAGCCAGGUGCCACUCCUGGCUUUUUCAACCAAGUGGCACAAAUAGCACAGCAGCCUAUGCAAACCGGCGCCCAGACAUUCAGCCCUCAACAGACAGGCUUUCAGCAGGCAUCGAGGCAGCGCCCACAACCGCCUCAAAAUAUGGCUCAGAGCUCGCUUCUCCCGCCCCCUCCACAGAGGCCGCUUUCCGCACCACAGAAUUUCCCCCAGCAGCCAAAUACUUUUGGUCCUCCUCCAUUGCAACCACAACUGACCGGUCUUCCUCAACCCGGCCCACAGAUCGCCCCGCCUGGCCAGAGUCUGACCGACUUGAACCAGCAACGUUUUAAUCCAUCGCUCCAACCGCAGCCGACCGGUUUCAUGCCGCCAAGUCAGUUUGCAGGUGGAUUGGUGCCACAGCCCACUGGGUUCCAGCCACAGUCACAAUUUGGCAUGCAGCAGCUACAGCAACAGCAGACUGGCUUCCAGGGCCUUGCACCGCAGCCGACAGGCUUCGGAGGCUUUCAACCCCAGCCACAGCAGCCAAUGCCGACAGGCAUUAACUCGAUACUUCCUCCGGCUCUUCAACCCCAACCUACUGGCAUGAACGGUGCGAGCAGUAUGCAUUAUGCUGUAGCCUCCCCGCCACCCAUACCCCCUAUUCCCCAACAGCCCACAGCCGCACCUUUGCAGCCACAGAAGACCGGCCCACCUCCUCCCGUACGGUUUGGGGUCAAGCAUGAUGCUCCUAAGAAGCUGACUCCCCAGCCAACAGGUUUGCGGGCUAAUCUUGCACAAGCUACGCCCACAAAUCCAUUCGGCUUCUAA